Messenger RNA from Annulohypoxylon maeteangense, 1968 nucleotides. RefSeq names its product FAD/NAD(P)-binding domain-containing protein. Bases 373 to 1947 code for a protein of 524 amino acids. Gene Ontology annotation, molecular function: NADP binding; flavin adenine dinucleotide binding; N,N-dimethylaniline monooxygenase activity. The record is from RefSeq and is a predicted model, not a curated record. Lineage: Eukaryota; Fungi; Ascomycota; Sordariomycetes; Xylariales; Hypoxylaceae. The transcript has 2 exons.
UAUAGUCAGUUGGACGUACGGUUACUUCACAGUCUGGCGGGACGGCCACAGAAUGCAAAUAAUUCACUUCCCCUAUGACAGGAUUUGGCACGUAGCCAGGUUUGGCUAUUCCGGCUCCGGACUCAGCAUAUCGAUCGGCCCCGCCGCGAUUAGAAUUGCGCCAUCGACUUCUUCCCGUGAUCCACCGAUAAUCAUGCCACGCAUUUCCGUUCUCUGGCUAGUACCAUCUACUAGAUAACAAUUUCUCGGGUCUUGGUAUAAUAGGUACCUUCUGUAACUCCCGCCGGCUUAUCAGAAUUCUCAGCGCCUAUCUCCGCCUAUCCGGAUCUCCCCACCCCGCAUACGACCCGAUCCGAAAUUCUUGACGCAGAUAUGGGCUCGACUUCACCCACGCCCCCGCGCUUCGACGUCAAUAAGAUCGCGAUCGUGGGCGCGGGGCCUAGCGGUCUUGCCGUUGCUAAGUAUCUGCUGGCGCAAAAUGCGUUCGCGCAAGUCGUCGUCUUCGAGCAGCAGGCUGAGGUCGGUGGUGUUUGGAAUUAUAGCGCCACGGCGAGACCUAUCGCGCAGUUGCCUGUGCCGCAGGUUGUUGCGUUUCCGGGAUGGUUAGAGGAGCCGGUUUAUGCUGGAGGUGAAGGGGGAAAUGGGGAUGAGAAGGGGAAGCCGUUGUUCCCGACGCCGAUGUACGAUGAUUUGAAUACGAAUAUCCCGCAUACAAUCAUGAAGUACUCGGACUUCAGCUUUAGAGAUGGAUGUGAGAUCUUUCCUCGGAGAGAGGAUGUGCAGGCGUAUCUUGUGCAGUAUGCAAAAGAUGUGAGACAUCACAUCAAGUUCUCCACACAAGUCUCGGAUAUUUCACUACGCGAGAAAAACACGCAGAAGCCCUGGGAGGAGCGCGACCAGUGGGAUGUCAGUACUACGGAUUUGGUUACGGGGGAGAAGAGGAAAGACGUCUAUGAUGCUAUAGUGGUCGCUUCGGGGCAUUAUUCUACGCCGUAUAUCCCGGAUGGAGUGGCUGAUAUCAAGGCUUUUCAUGAAGCACAUCCAGGUGUUAUUUCACAUUCGAAAAUGUAUAGGAAUGCGGAGAGUUACAGAGGGAAGAAAGUUGUGGUUGUGGGGACGGGGGCUUCGGGUUUGGAUAUUGCGGCGCAGAUACGUCGGGUUUCGCAGACGCCGCUGAUUGUCUCUGCGCGUGAAGGCGCGACGGAGGAGACGCUAGAGCAUUUUGGAGGUGGGAAGUUUGUGCAGGUUGGGCAGAUCAAGAGGUUUUUGGUUGAGGAAAGGGGUGUGGAGUUUUAUUCCUUAGAUGAUGAAGAUGAAGAAGGCAAUACUGUUAAAGUAGAGGGAAAGGAGAAGCCUACAAUCAUUGAAAAAGACAUCGACGCAGUCCUCUUCUGCACAGGUUACCUCUUCACCUUCCCCUUCCUAACUACCCUCACCGACCCCCCUCUCGUCACAGACGGACGCCGCGUCCACGGCCUCGCAAAACACUUCCUGCAUAUUAACCACCCGACACUCACCUUCCCAAGCCUGCCUAUUAAGGUCAUCCCCUUCCCGCUCGCCGAAGCGCAGGGUGCAGUCUUCGCACGCCUAUGGUCAAAUACGCUACCCUUACCCUCGCGCUCCGCCCUCGAAGCCAUGGAGCGCGAAGACGGCGACCAGAAGGAUCCAGGGAAGUAUCAUGUUUUCCCGAAGGGCGGAGACGGACAGUAUAUCAACGAGCUGCAUGACUGGGUGAUGCGGGACGGGGGAGGUAAGGAAGGGGGCAAGGAGCCGCCGUAUUGGGAUGGUGAACUGCUUUGGCAGAGGGGUAUUUAUAUCGAGGCGAAGAUGCAGUUUGAGAAGACGGGGAAGAGUGCUACGACUUUGGAGGAAUUGGGGUUCCGGUAUGAGCCGCAGGAGCCGAAGACGGUGGAGGAUGUGAAGGGGACGGGGGAUGUUGCUGGGUGAGGUUGUAUGGGGGGGUUGAAG